UGGGACAAACUGGUAGGUGUUACAACCGAUGGCUGUCCAAAUCUGACGGGGAAAAAUGUUGGACUUUUGAGGCGGAUGCAAGAUAAAGUGACUGAAAUUAACCCAGAACAGAAAUUGAUAUUUUUGCAUUGUAUCAUUCAUCAGGAGAUGUUGUGCAAGUUAGUGCUAAAAAUUAGCCAUGUUGUUGAUGUUGUAACUACAAUAGUUAAUUUCAUCAGAGCAAGAGCACUGAAUCACAGACAGUUUGUUUCACUGUUAGAGGAGCAUGAAAGUGAACAUAGUGACAUAGGCUACCAGACAGCUGUGAGAUGGCUCAGUCUUGGCAAGGUGCUUAAAAGAGUAUGGGACCCGAGAGCAGAGAUCAAGGAGUUUUAUGAAAAGAAAGACAAGGACAUUCCAGAGCUCUCAGAUACACACUGGAUUGCAGAUCUGGCCUUUGUUGUUGAUGUGACUGCACUAAUGAAUGAACUAAACACCAAGCUGCAAGGCAAGGGCAUCUUUGCACACGAAAUGCAGAGCUUGGUGACAGCUUUCAUGAGAAAGUUGAAGUUUCUUUCAAGUCAAUUAGAGGGCAACAUUCUCACUCACAUGCCAACACUAAAAGAAGUGACACUAUCAGCUGAUCACCUCCACAAGUAUUCAUCCAUGUUAGGGGCACUGCAUGGUGAGUUUUCAAGAAGAUUUGAAGACUUCAAAACAGUUGAGUGA
Molecule: messenger RNA, 708 nt
Organism: Erpetoichthys calabaricus (reedfish)
Lineage: Eukaryota; Metazoa; Chordata; Cladistia; Polypteriformes; Polypteridae
Product: general transcription factor II-I repeat domain-containing protein 2B-like
Exons: 1
Source: RefSeq, a predicted model, not a curated record